Molecule: messenger RNA, 951 nt
Organism: Trichomycterus rosablanca
Lineage: Eukaryota; Metazoa; Chordata; Actinopteri; Siluriformes; Trichomycteridae
Product: E3 ubiquitin-protein ligase TRIM39-like
Exons: 9
Coding region: 42-908 (288 amino acids)
Biological process (GO): protein ubiquitination
Cellular component (GO): cytoplasm
Molecular function (GO): protein binding; ubiquitin protein ligase activity
Source: RefSeq, a predicted model, not a curated record
CAGAGCCGUUGUAAUAUGAAGGGACCACUGUGUUGCCAGACAUGCUGGACGGCAGUUCAAAUCUAAACCAUGAGGAUGUCAAUGAGGAGGUCAACCAGCAAAACAGUGUUGACCUACAUGGUGUUCAACUGCAGCUACAAAAUACAGAAGCUAAUACUGAACCCAUAGUCACUCUGCAGAGAAGUACACUUGUAAUUUUUACCACAGCCUGCAUAGCAGCUAUUCUCACUCUUCUCGGUGGAGUCAUUAUCACAGGUUAUAAGUUAAUGGAAAUGAACAAUCAGCUGACAGAAGAUGUGACAGGUUUCCAAAAGGAGUUCCCCAGUCUGUCGAGAAAAGAAGGCAUAGUUCCAGAGGAAGUGUGGAGUUGGAUCAUUGCAGAGAAAGCUGACGUGACUCUUAAUCCUGAUUCGGCUCACGCUGCCCUCGAAGUAAACAACAAUGGCAGGAGUCUCUACACAGCGUCAUUCAGCAGUCCCCCCCGGGUCCCAACAGCUGAGACAUAUCUGAUAUGUCUCUGUGUUUCAUCUAAAAACCUGCUAAACACUAGGGUUUAUUUCGAACUUCAGGUGACCCAGUCUGUGCCCUGGACUCUUGGGUUGCGUACAGCAUCUUUUAAUGCAGAUACCACCCCUGAUUCAGACCCUGACAGUGGCAUCUGGACCAUUGCCUCAACAAAUGGUAAAAUAGUCAUCAACGAUGGGAAAGCUAUUCCGACACCUUACACCACACCAACUAGGCUUGGACUGUACCUGGACUACGAGCAGGGUCAAGUGUCCUUUUAUGAUGCAGUGGCCAAACUUCAUUUACACACCUAUCUUUCCAGCUUCAGAGAGAAACUUCUGUUUUAUGGAGCCUUUCAGGUUGGAAUACAACAGAACCAAAAGUUGCUCAUGUUCUUUACCUAAUUUUAUUUCAUUAAGCUUGUUGAUUUUGGGAGGAAUGUCUAUU